CGAGCUUCUCCCUCAGACCACCAGCCACACUGACCAGAGCUUGGAGUGUGAGUGAGGGAGAGUGCCAGUGAGAGAGGGAGCGAGAGGAUGGGUGGCAAGGCAGCUCUGCUGCUGGCCCUGGUGGCCGUGAGCCUGGCCGUCGAGAUCCACGCCGACGCCGGCUACGGCUACGGCGGCGGGUACGGGCCGACGCCGGCCACCCCGACCCCGAAGCCGGAGAAGCCACCCAAGGGCGGCAAGCCGCCCAAGGAGCACAAGCCUCCCACCUACACCCCAAGCCCGAAGCCGACGCCGCCCACGUACACUCCCACUCCCAAGCCCGCUCCGCCGACGCCCAAGCCGACGCCGCCGACCUACACUCCCACGCCCAAGCCCGCUCCCCCGACGUACACCCCGACGCCCAAGCCACCGGCGACCAAGCCGCCGACACCCAAGCCGACCCCGCCGACGUACACUCCCUCGCCGAAGCCCACGCCGCCGACCUACACCCCGACACCCAAGCCGCCGACCUACACCCCGAAGCCCAAGCCCACUCCGCCAACGUACACCCCGAAGCCGAAGCCCACUCCCCCGACUUACACGCCGUCGCCGAAGCCGAAGCCGAAGCCGACGCCACCCACCUACACGCCGACCCCCAAGCCCACUCCGCCGACCUACACGCCGUCGCCGAAGCCGAAGCCGGCGCCGCCCACCUACACGCCGACCCCCAAGCCCACUCCCCCGACCUACACCCCGUCACCGAAGCCGAAGCCGACCCCCACCCCGAAGCCGACUCCUCCGACCUACAAGCCGACCCCCAAGCCAACUCCGCCCUACACUCCAACCCCCAAGCCGACACCGCCGCCGACCUACAAGCCUGCCCCCAAGCCGACGCCGCCGACCUACAAGCCUGCUCCCAAGCCGACGCCGCCGGUGUCCUACACCCCCAGCCCGCCGCCGCCCUACUACAAGUGAGAUCUCUGCUACUCUGCUGUGUCAAGCUCGGAGCAUAGGGUGAUGGAAGAGUUUGUGCCAGCAAACCGGCCGGCCAAGAGAUGAGCUGAAGAUGAGAGGCCCUUCCUUGAUCCUCCUCUUACGUUCGCUGCCGUCCAUAUCAUCUAUCCUAGCUAGAGAGGAGGGAAUAAUGCACGCAGAGCUCUGCAGCGCCCUGCUAUGUUUUCUGUUGUCCGUUUAGUUCGUGUUCGUCGUCUGUCUUUGCAGCCGUAUUGUGUGUGGGUAAUGGUAUUGCUACUAUUGGUGUCAUCAGGAGGUUUACUGUGGAAGUAAAACUAAUAACCAUGGAAAUGCAAGUGAAAGCUAGUAUAUUUUUCUGUUC
This is a messenger RNA of Panicum virgatum (switchgrass), 1315 nucleotides long. RefSeq names its product extensin-like. The record is from RefSeq and is a predicted model, not a curated record. NCBI's taxonomy places the organism in Eukaryota, Viridiplantae, Streptophyta, Magnoliopsida, Poales, Poaceae. Bases 88 to 954 code for a protein of 288 amino acids. The transcript is spliced from 2 exons.